Molecule: messenger RNA, 282 nt
Organism: Lactuca virosa
Lineage: Eukaryota; Viridiplantae; Streptophyta; Magnoliopsida; Asterales; Asteraceae
Source: the annotation of a GenBank genome assembly
AUGCUUCAUAGAUUCUACCAAAAUGCAGAGAUGAAUCUAAAUCCAAAUCCGAAUCCUGGUCUCCCUGUUUCUUCUAGUUAUUCUCAAAGAGCGAUUGCUACUACUGUUGUGCAUUUGGAUAAUAUAUCAACUGAUAGUGCUGUAGAGAUUGAUCUGACUAUAUCGCAUCCUUCUUCUUCUUCUUCUAGGAGAGGUGUUGUUUCAAGGGCGUUGAGUUUGGAAGGUGGGACUUCUGAGGAAGAAGAAUACGUUGGAGAAGAUGAACUGGGUGGUGCUUCGUAA